Molecule: messenger RNA, 1121 nt
Organism: Procambarus clarkii (red swamp crayfish)
Lineage: Eukaryota; Metazoa; Arthropoda; Malacostraca; Decapoda; Cambaridae
Source: RefSeq, a predicted model, not a curated record
GCUGCUGCUGCUGCUGUUGUCUGCUGCUGCUGUCGGUCUCUGCUGCUGCCGUUGUCUGCUUGUCUUGUUCUCUCGUCGAUACAGUUGUGAGUAUGAGGAAGCUGUGGUGUGCAGCAGUGUUGGUGGUGACGCUGGUGAGUGUGGUGAGGCCUCAGUGUAUCUCCAACAAUGACAAGCUGGUGGUGACCUCCCCACCUGACCUGGCCCACAUCACCCCCUUCAGCUUGGACCUCUUCAAGCAGCUCUAUCCACCCACCGCCACAGGAAACCUUUUCUUCUCGCCCUACAGCGUGUGGACCGCCCUGGUCCUGGCCUACUUUGGGUCUGCUGGCAGGACUCGUCAGCAGCUGCAGGACACCCUUCGUCUCAGAGACCCUUCAACCACUCUGGCUACCUACAGGGCCCUCGACCGUCUAAACGCAGAGAGACAGAGCAACACGAGUGACUAUGUGAUAGACUUGGCCAACAAAGUGUAUGUGAAGAGCGGCUUCCCUCUUCGGGACUGCAUCAGAGAUGUCCUUAAGAAAGAGGUGGAGAAUAUCGACUUCUCACAGGCGGCCAAAGCAGCUGCGACAAUCAACCAGUUCGUGAACAAAACAACGCGAGGCAAGAUCCCAACUGUGGUGACAGAGAGCGACGUGGCCAGGACACUGAUGACGCUGGUCAACACCGUCUACUUCAAAGGUUUCUGGUUGAAUCAAUUCAACCUAACCCAAACAACCAAGCAGAAGUUCUUCACCACCCCGAGACAACACAGCCUUGUUGACAUGAUGACCCAACUUCGAAAAUUCAGAUUUGGAGUCUCGAGUGAGCUGGGAGCGACGGUGUUAGAGAUGCCGUACAAGGGGAAGGCGGCGUCCAUGUUGGUGUUGCUGCCUGACAACACCCCCGGCGGCGCCUCUGGCAACUCCGCCACGCCCCUGGACGCCAUGCUGCGGCGCCUCUCCCACGACAAUCUCCGCCACGCCCUCACCAACCUGGAAGAGGAGACCGUACGUCUUUACUUCCCAAGGUUCAAACUGGAGCAGACAAUCACUGAGGAACUUAAGGCGGUGAGUAGUCAGGAUGUUUUACUUGCAUCUCUAUAUAAAUGUUGUCAGUGUUAAGGUAAACAUUUAAGG